Protopolystoma xenopodis is the source of this 594-nucleotide messenger RNA. NCBI's taxonomy places the organism in Eukaryota, Metazoa, Platyhelminthes, Monogenea, Polystomatidea, Polystomatidae. The record is from the annotation of a GenBank genome assembly.
GUUGCAGAAAAAGCCGCAAUGAGCCAACCAUUUCGUGAUCUUGCUACCAAAAGCCUACCAUCAACAAGCAGCUCGCAUAUCCAGCCUACAAGAUUUUGCGCCACGGAGUUUGUUUCAGAGUUAUCCUUUAGAGAUUACAAUUCUCGUGGUCUGGUUCGAGUCUGGCAAGAGGACGAUAGUUUCAAAAGUUACAAUGGUUCCAGUACUGAUGAAGCUGAUUCGCCGGCUGCUUCAAAUAAUAAUCUAUCACAAAGUCUGAGUAAUGGUUUUUGUGAAGAAGUUUCGCGUUGGGGUCACCUCGAUUUUCUGUUUAUUUCCUCCAAGUAUCAGUCUCAAGCCCAUAUAGAGCUUCAAGUUGUUGAAUUUUCUAAUACUUUGCUUACUAUUCUAGUGCCGGAGUUAGUAUCGAGCAAGGAGGAGCAAGCCAUCUCUUUAAGCUCUAAGCUUUUAGACUCAGUAACUCAUUCAAAUGGAGGCGACAUGACUUCGAAAGAAGAGUUUGAACAACUUUUGGACGACUGGAAAUUUGUGCUAGAAAAACGUAACAGUUACAGCCAGUUGUGGCUUAAUCGUUUAGCAAUUUUUGGCUGCUAA